AUGGCUGAGCUACUACCGCUACCAGAUACACUAAGCUGCCGUUCGAGCAUUAAGAAUGGAUUUCUAUUUGAACCGUGCCGAGACAAAGUUCCUCCUUCUCCUCCUUUUUUGUUCGCUGUUGCAGAUGGAUACCGUGUUUUGAGGGCAAAGGUGGAAGAGCUAUUCGCAAGCAAGCUACCAGGCCAGAGGCGAUCGGAGUGCGACAUAUACGUUAAGCCCAGCAACCAUGCCAAGCAGAAGCAAUUCGAGGUUGUUUGUCAAGAAGCUGUAGCCAUGAGAGCCCAAGUCGAAUAA
Phytophthora infestans T30-4 is the source of this 294-nucleotide messenger RNA. RefSeq lists its product as uncharacterized. The record is from RefSeq and is a predicted model, not a curated record. The coding region runs from base 1 to 294 and encodes 97 amino acids. Lineage: Eukaryota; Oomycota; Peronosporomycetes; Peronosporales; Peronosporaceae. The transcript has a single exon.